Molecule: messenger RNA, 1172 nt
Organism: Hibiscus syriacus
Lineage: Eukaryota; Viridiplantae; Streptophyta; Magnoliopsida; Malvales; Malvaceae
Product: zinc finger protein 4-like
Exons: 2
Coding region: 281-1009 (242 amino acids)
Source: RefSeq, a predicted model, not a curated record
CUGACUUUGCCCCCUCACAAACCUCUCCUUUCCCAUAAUCGUACACCUGCUUUUCUCCGGCUAAUCUUAUCCCCAUUUGUUUUCUUUUUCAUCUUGAAUAAUCAAUGUACUAUCUGUGGUAGAAAACAGAAGGGAAAAAAGAAAGCACCCACAGAUUCAGCUCGUAGCUUACAAAGUAUUAUAUCAUGCCAAGUCUUGAAGAGCUAACUUGUUAGUGGUGUAGCAAUCUGUACCGGAUAUCGAACAGAACCGGCACGAAACUCAGCUGCUUUACCUGAGAAUGAUUCUGCUAAACCCCGGGUUAGAAUUGGAAAACGACUCCGAAUCAAGUAGCCAAGUGGCUUCGAACAUAUCGGCUUCCCCGGAUCACGCGACGGAUACCACAACUACUGUGAAGGUUCAACCAGAUUCGGGGUCUGUUUCCCUCAACCUGACCCUGCACUCCGGUGCCACUGAUGCUGAGAUGAAGAGUGUCACGGGCGAGACUACGGCUACCGACACUUUGCCAGCGGCAACGGCGAGGGUUUUCUCUUGUAACUACUGCAGGCGCAAGUUCUAUAGCUCACAAGCACUGGGUGGACACCAAAAUGCUCAUAAGAGGGAAAGGACAAUGGCAAAGCGUGCAAUGCGGAUGGGGAUAUCAUCCGAGAGGUAUACAAGCUUAGCAUCUCUGCCCCUUCACGGGUUGACAUUCCGAUCCCUCGGGAUCAAAGCUCAUUCCGCUAUGCACCAAGGGUUCAUGCCAUCAUCCAAUAGGCCUAUGGAUACGGGAAACGGUGCUCGGUUCGAUCAAGGGUAUUUCGGAUUGCCAUUAUACCUGGAAGAUGAUGAUGUAGACUUGUUCUGGCCAGGGAGUUUCAGGCAGGUGAAUGAAGAUAAAAAAGUUGACACUAACCAGGCAUUGGACUUGGCUCAAAAUUCAACUCGAAGUUCGAACAUAGGACAUAUAGCAAUGGCAUCAUCCCCAAGAACAGAUACAUCUGCGCUCGAUCUUACAUUGAAGCUCUAAUAUUUUUCUUUCAAGUUUCUUUUCGAUUUCAUCGAAACGAAAUACUGAUUACGUUGUACCUCACUCUGUAUAGUGAGGUGCAUUAGCAAUGGCUGCUAGCUCCUAAGAUUAUUUUUGCUAGAUUUCUUUAAUUUAAUAAAACUCUUUUUAGCGUUUUUUCCUG